AUGACAGAAAUUGUGCUUGAGGAUUCAGGAUAUUUGUGUGCACAGCCAGGCCAGAAGUCGUUGCUAAUUGCAGAUGAAAAGAAGCAAGCCAAUUUUGAACUUGGUGUGUCUAUGAUUAUCUACAGAUGGGAAACAUUACAAACAGCAGUGGAUAAUCUAUGGGGAGGGCCAAACUCUGCGGACAAGAGAGAUUGGAUGACGGGGAUUAUAGUGGAUUCGUUCAAGGAGAAUAAUGAAAUCGAUAUAAUAUACAUUCAUGAACUGCUAUUUAAUGCGAUGCAGGAUGAGUUUGGUGUGGUAGUUGAGGACGAAUCGACAGUUGUUGUUGGGCAAAGAGUCGUUCAAGCAUACAAAGAAUGUCUUGCCGGAAACUUUGAUAACGUCAAACACAUGUAUGAGCACUGGAAAGAGACUCAAAGUAGGAGACAAAGUGAGAAGAAGGUUGUGAACGUGGCCGCAGAUCCACUCAAUCCUGAUACUAGUGAUGAGGAAGAAGAAGAAGAUAAUGAUAAUAUUCCGGAGCUUGUGGAGAAGGAGGAUCCAGAUGCCAUGGAUGUGGAUGAGGGACCAAAACAUAGGCAUGAACCGGAAGUUGAUGAUGAUGGAUUUACAGUUGUGCAUAGGAGACAUCAUUAG
Molecule: messenger RNA, 636 nt
Organism: Brettanomyces bruxellensis
Lineage: Eukaryota; Fungi; Ascomycota; Pichiomycetes; Pichiales; Pichiaceae
Exons: 1
Coding region: 1-636 (211 amino acids)
Biological process (GO): maturation of SSU-rRNA from tricistronic rRNA transcript (SSU-rRNA, 5.8S rRNA, LSU-rRNA)
Cellular component (GO): nucleus
Source: RefSeq, a predicted model, not a curated record